AGUGCUGCAGACAUUUUUUGUUGUGCGGGAAUUUUGCAGACUUUUCCAACCCUGUCUGAAGAUAAUUGAAAUUUUUAACUGGCAUCUCUGGUUAUCACAACUAAUCGCUGUUUUCAUUGAGAGAAGAUAAAAUAAAUUUACGUUUUGAGUAAAACAAAGAGGAAACUACUAUAACGAACUUGUAAAUCAUGGAUUUGGAAUUAAAGAAGGCAUUUACUGAAAUGCAGAUGAACAAAAUUGAAUCAACGAAGAAAAUCCGUCUAUUGGAUAUGAAAACAGAUAGCUUGAAAGUAUCUAAGCAGCGAGUUGAACUAACAAACAAGGAAAUAUCACAACUUGAACCCGAUACCAAUGUAUAUGCAUCUGUCGGAAGAAUGUUCGUACUAUCAGAUGUACUUACAUUAACAGAUGAGAUGAAAACGAAACAAAACAACGUUGAGGAAAUGAUUAGCCAGUGUGAAAAAAAUAAAGAAUUUUUACUGAAGAAUCUUAAAGAGCAGGAGGACAGUUUGAGGGAACUGGUACAACAGAAAAGAUUAGAAUCCACGGUAAAGGAAAACGGAACGAAUUCAAAGAAGGAUGAUAAGGACUAGUUUGUGAUUGAAGUGUUUGUAAGGAAAUUUCGAAUAUCAAGAAGUUAAGUCAGUGUAGUUUUUGUUUUUUCAACAUUCUUGUUAAAUAAAACUACAUUUUCUGUAA
Malaya genurostris is the source of this 699-nucleotide messenger RNA. It is a transcript of the gene Pfdn1, whose product is annotated as prefoldin subunit 1. Gene Ontology annotation, cellular component: cytoplasm; prefoldin complex. Bases 189 to 593 code for a protein of 134 amino acids. NCBI's taxonomy places the organism in Eukaryota, Metazoa, Arthropoda, Insecta, Diptera, Culicidae. The transcript has 3 exons. Gene Ontology annotation, biological process: protein folding. Gene Ontology annotation, molecular function: protein folding chaperone. The record is from RefSeq and is a predicted model, not a curated record.